CUAACAAACAAUACCCUUGUCAUGUUUACUAGAUCCACAAUAUUCACAUACCGGUAUAAUCUCCAUCCAUCACAAAAAGACGAUUGACUUUCUCCGCAACACGGUUCCGAUAUUAAAGUGAGCCGAUAUCUAUUUGCGGCGUUCGGAAAUAAAACUAUCGAACCAGCUUAUCUCCAGAUCAACCACCGACCGGGCUGCGACCCGCGCCGGGAGAUGACCCGAUCACGCCGAAACGCCACUCAAUCAAUACAAGUGGGCUGUUCUCCACGCGAAUGUCACGGUCUAAGACGAUGGAGCCUAAUUCCUAACCCGACGCCAAUCAUCUAUGUAGAUCACGAGAUUGCCGAAUUGCGGAUCGGUGGUCGUAUCGUGAGAACGAUAAGGUUCGUAGCGAGCAGGUGGUUCCCUCUCCCCGGCGUAACUGUUCCUCGGCUGCAGCGGCGAGGCAACAGACGUCUCGGCCCGCGCCAGUAGCGAGCACGCGACGCGACCGCACGAGCGCGAUACCGACUCACGAGUUCUAUUUUCAAAAUUAAAGUGCCAGUGAUUGAGGAUUAAUUUGAAAUUAGAAGAAGAAAAUAAAGUGUUUUGAAGUUUUUGCCGCUGUUUCCUACGAGUUUUUCGUAGUAGUUGCAUUGUUAAUCGGGGCAGAUAGGUUUAACGGUCGAGCCGGCGCUGGAGUGUGGCGGCCGCGACCAUGACGGCUGCGCGCGCGCUGCUGCUGCUGCUGAUCCAGGCUGCGAUCGCGCAAGAUUAUGACGUGACAGACAUCCAAUGCACGUUCGCGACGACGGGCAGCGGCAUCAGAGACUCGGUGACAGCUCUGCUGAGGAAACCCGAGGGGUUCCGGGGGUCGCCGCUGUUCGCCGACGACCGCGCCACCGACCCCGCCAGCGACCCCGCCUGCCAGAUACGACCCGAGCCAGAUGAUCCUACCGGGUUGCUGUAUAGGCUGAAGAUCACUGAUUUUAUGAAGUGCGGGGUUUUGAAGAGGAAUGGUUUCGUCCACGUGCGCGUGUGGUUCCCGCAGUUCCCGGGCGUGGUGAUGCAGUCGGACCAGGAGCUCAUCAUCAUGUGCAAGCCGCCCGAGCCCACCAUCAUCGAGAACAAGGCCGCCGGCUUCGCGGGCAGCUUUCCGCACGGCGCACGUGUCUCCGGCGUGGUGGAGGAGACUCCGGGCCGGCUGGAGUACGAGGUGGCUCUGUACAAGGAGGCGCCGCCCGUGUCCCGGCACUCCAACCACUCGUCGAUUGAUAUGCCGGUGGAUCAGGCGGUGCCAAUAGGCACAAAGCUGCAGCUGCGCGCGCGCAUCAACCCGGAGUCGGCGUGGCGCCACAUCAAGCUGCUGGAGGUGGCCGUGUCGCCCGACCCGGACCGCCCGCACGCCGCCGGCGCCGUGCUGCUCGUUAAAGACGGCUGCCGCAACCGCGACUUCGCGUCCAUCAUCCCGCACCAGCCGGCGCGGUACCGCGAGCGCCACAACGAGGUGUUCCUCGACUUCGAGGCCUUCCUGCUGGCCUCCAUGAAGGAGCGGUCCACGCUGUGGAUCCACUCGCAGAUCAAGGCGUGCAUGGACGCCGCCGACUGCCAGCCGGAUUAUUGUCCGGAUCUGUUUGAGCCUUCUGGCCACGGGCGCAAACGGCGCUCUCUACCCGACGCGUCACACACCCACAACAUCACCAGCGCCGCCCUGGUGGCGGACGACAACACCACGCAGUACACGCGGUUCAAGGAGAACCUGGAGUACACUGUGGUGAUGCCCGGCGAGCUGUUCCACAGGGGAACCCCGCUCGACGCGACUUGCGCGACCUCUAUGAUGAUAGCUGCGGCGCUUGGAGCGUUGUUGUUUAUGUCGGCUUUGCUGAUGUGCUACCUGGCGACGCGUCUGAACUCAACCCUGCUGAAGAACAACAGCCUCCACCAGCCGCCUUCAGGGAAGAGCUUCGAGCAAAUACUCCGAGAGCUAGCCCACCACUCCAUCCCCGACACCGGCUACACUGGUCGACCCACUGUGCAGUGAGCAUACGCGGCCUUAGAACAAAAGUGGCCUAACUCAAAAAUUUUAGAAAAUGGGUUUGAUUGGUAAAAUUAUUUUAAAUUUUCUGAAAAGUAAUUUUGUUAAUUUUUAGGUGACUUUAAUUCUGAAUGUAGCGUAAAUCUACCAUAAACGCAAUUAAUAACCGGACAGGGGAAACAAACGUAACCAAUAAAUAAUGUUAUGAAGGUCGGUGCUUCUUCUGCCGUCAUAAUAUUAUGCUGACAUUUCGUAUUAAAACAUAGGGGUUUGUAGGUUGUUCGUCCGUGGUCCGAACACUGACCAUCACUGAGAAAUUAUAUGAAAACGUCGAGUAUUCUCUAUUUUUGGCAUCAUUCAGAAUUUUUACUAAUAAGACACCUUGUCUUUAAUAUUUAUUAUUAUAUUUAAUUUAACAUUGGCAAGAAUGCUCACAAUAAAAAUGUAAAUGCUACUCUAAGCGCCGGUACGCAAUAAUAAUAACAGAUGGAACACUUAUACUCGCUCCCCUGGCUCAAUCUAGGACUUCUUCGCAUUUAUUAAACUUUUUAACAAUCAUAGUGCAAUAGACUUUUGACAGUAUUAAAUUAAUUAACACGGAAUUUAUAAAUGUUGUAAGUAGAGUUAAGUAGUAAGUAUUUUUUAGUUUUAAUUACGACUUACCAUCUAAGUAGUUAAAUUAUAAAGAUUUAAAAGAAAUGAUUAAUGAACUUAUGACUGAAAAAACUUCAAGCAUAGCUUUUAAACUUUUUCAGUCAUGACCAUCAAUAUUUAAAGACACAGUAUAA
Molecule: messenger RNA, 2802 nt
Organism: Plutella xylostella (diamondback moth)
Lineage: Eukaryota; Metazoa; Arthropoda; Insecta; Lepidoptera; Plutellidae
Source: RefSeq, a predicted model, not a curated record